CGGAGUGGCUGGCGGCUGGGGUGGCUGCGCGGGCGUCCCGUGGCCGCCCCGCCCCGCCCGGCGCGUUAAGUCGCUUCUCGCAGGCUCAGUGUCCACCCCGGCAGAACGGGCUGUCGGCCGCUCUGAGCUCUGUUCGCUGAUCCUGAUUGAGUCAGGGCUUACGUUACAACUCCGUGCACUCCAUAAAGCUGAGAUAUGCCCACUGUGGAGAGUGAAGCCAAACUGAAAACCAGAGUUCGCUUUGAGGAAUUGCUUAAGACCCACCAUGAUCUCAUACAUGAAAGAAAAAAACUGAAGAAAAAAACUGCCAAAUCUGGAGAAAAAAUUGCACUUGACACUGUUACAAGGAAUCGUCAGAAAAUUAAAGAAACUAAAAGUAAUGAUGUAAGUGCUAAUAACACUGAUAACCCAGAGAAGAUCAUGCCAGUCAGUAAAAACAAACUAAGGAAUCUCCAGUUGACCCCUGAAAAUCCAGAUGAUGUCAGUGCAGAGGAAGACAAGCAAGGAAAAGCGAGUAAUCAGGUAAAAACAGCACUUCAGAUGACCACACAAGGAAUGGAACUGGGAACUCUCAGGAAGAAGGUGGAUUCUAUGCAUCAGAAGGCACAAAUCAGGUCACAGCCAGGUGUUGCUCAGAACAGCUUUUCUUGUCAGAAAAGCAAGAAGGCAAAUGAAGAAAGAGAAAAUGAUAAUUUAGAUGAGGAACAAGAGCUGAUGCAAGUAUACCAACUUCAAGUAGCUGAAGAAAUGGCAAAGGAGAUUAAGAAGAAAAUAAGAAAGAAACUCAAAGAACAGUUGACUUACUUUCCUUCAGAUACUUCAUUGCAUGAUGGCAAUUUGAACAGUGAAAAACAAAUAAAGAAAAAAAAGAAAGUUCCAAUCUCAUCUAAAGCUGAGUCAAGUACAUUGACCAUCUCGGAUGACACAGUUGAAGGUGAACAAAAGAAGGAAUCUCCAGUUACAGCAGUUACUUCAGAUUCUCACCAAGAUGAUAAACUAAGCUCAGUGGAAGAAAAUGGAAAAGACAGCAUGCAGGAGGAGACAAAAUCCAAACCAAAAAAAAAGAAAAAGAAGGCCAAAACAGUUUCAGAUGAUAAAGAAGACAUUGAUGGUGAUGGUGUUCAUGAAGUUACAAACCGAGAUAGUCCUGUCUAUCCCAAAUGUUUGCUUGAUGAUGAUCUUGUCUUGGGAGUUUACAUUCACCGCACUGAUCGGCUUAAAUCUGAUUUUAUGAUUUCUCACCCGAUGGUAAAAAUUCAUGUGAUUGAUGAGAAUACUGGUCAAUAUGUCAAGAAACAUGAUAGUGAACGACCUGUUUCAUCUUACUAUGAAAAAGAGAGUGUGGAUUACAUUCUUCCUAUUAUGACUCAGCCAUAUGAUUUUAAACAGUUAAAAUCAAGACUUCCAGAGUGGGAAGAACAAAUUAUAUUUAAUGAAAACUUCCCCUAUUUGCUUCAAGAUUCUGAUGAGAACCCUAAGGUCAUCUUGUUUUUUGAGAUUCUUGAUUUCUUAAGCAUGGAUGAAAUUAGAAAUAACUCUGAAAUUCAAAACCAAGAAUGCGGCUUUCGGAAAAUUGCCUGGGCAUUUCUCAAGCUUCUCGGAGCCAAUGGGAAUGUAAACAUCAAUUCAAAACUUCGUUUGCAGCUGUAUUACCCACCUACUAAGACUCGAUCCCAGUUAAAUGUUGUUGAGGUUUUUGAAUGGUGGUCAAAACACCCAAGAAAUCGUUACCCUUCAACAUUGUAUGUGACUGUAAGAGGAUUGAAAGGUCCAGAAUGUAUAAAGCCAUCUUACUGUUCUGUGGUGGCUCUUCAGGAGGAAAAAGGUAAACCGGUACACUGUGAACGAUACAACGAGACCAGUUCAUUAGAUGCAGAACCUGGACUAGAAGAUUCCAAGGAAGUGGUGAAGUGGAAACGACUACCUGGGCAGGCUUGCCGUAUCCCAAACAAGCAUCUCUUCUCGCUAAAUGCAGGAGAACGAGGAUGUUUUUGUCUUGCUUUCUCUCACAACGGAAGAAUAUUAGCAGCGGCCUGUGCUAGCAGGGAUGGAUAUCCAAUUAUUUUAUACGAAAUUCCUUCUGGACGUUUCAUGAGAGAAUUGUGUGGCCAUCUCAAUAUCAUUUAUGAUCUUUGCUGGUCACAUGAUGAUCGCUAUAUCCUUACUGCCUCAUCUGAUGGCACUGCCAGGAUAUGGAAAAAUGAAGUAAAUAAUACCAAUACUUUCAGAGUUUUGCCUCACCCUUCUUUUGUUUACACGGCUAAAUUCCAUCCUGCUGCAAAGGAGCUGGUGGUUACAGGGUGCUAUGAUUCUGUGAUACGGGUAUGGAAAGUUGAUAUGAAAGAGGAUCCUGCCAUAUUGAUCCAACAGUUUGACACGCACAGGAGUUUCAUCAACUCUCUCUGUUUUGAUAUUGAAGGUCAUCACAUGUAUUCAGGAGAUUGCACAGGCGUGAUUGUUGUUUGGAAUACCUAUGUCAAAGUUAACAAUGGGCAACAUUCAGUGCGCCACUGGAGUGUAAAUAAGGAAAUUAAGGAAAGUGAGUUUAAGGGGAUUCCCAUAAGUUAUAUGGAGGUUCAUCCCAAUGGAAAACGAUUGUUAAUCCAUACCAAAGACAGUACUUUGAGAAUUAUGGAUCUCCGAAUAUUAGCAGCAAGGAAAUUUGUAGGUGCAGCAAAUUAUCGGGAAAAGAUUCAUAGUACUUUGACACCAUGUGGGACUUUUCUCUUUGCGGGAAGUGAAGAUGGCAUAGUAUAUGUUUGGAACCCAGAAACAGGAGAACAAGUUGCAGUGUAUUCUGACCUGCCAUUCAAAUCACCCAUUCGAGACAUUUCUUAUCACCCACUUGAAAAUAUGGUUGCAUUUUGUGCAUUUGGGCAGAAUGAGCCAAUUCUUCUGUAUAUUUAUGAUUUCCAUGUUGCCCAGCAAGAGAAUGAAAUGUUGAAACAUAGCAAUGGAACAUUUCCAUUACCUGGAAUACACCAAAGCCAAGAUGUUUCAUGCACCUGUCCUAAGCUGCCUCAUCAAGGCUCUUUUCAGAUAGAUGACUACGUCCACACUGACAAUUCUUCAAUGAAGAUGCAGCAAGUGAAACAGAGACUCAAUUCUGUCACAGAGGUGAUCCGAGCCUGUGCUGCAAAGGUCAACAAAAAUCUCUCGUUGACUUCAACGCCAGCCUCCUCACAGGCAUCUAAACUAAAGCAGUCAGACAUGCUGGCCACUCAUCAGAUUCUCCAUCAGUUUGGUUUCACUCAGACCGGGAUUAUCAACAUAGAAAGAAAGCCUUGUAACCAUCAUAUAGAUACAGCACCAACGGUAGUGGCUCUUUAUGACUACACAGCAAAUCGAUCAGAUGAACUAAGCAUCCAUCGCGGAGACAUUAUCCGAGUGUUUUUCAAAGAUAAUGAGGACUGGUGGUAUGGCAGCAAAGGAAAGGGACAGGAGGGUUAUUUCCCAGCUAAUCAUGUGGCUAGUGAAACACUGUAUCAAGAACUGCCUCCAGAGAUAAAGGAGCGAUCCCCUCCUUUAACCCCAAAGGAGAACACCAAACUGGAAAAACCUUCUCCAGCGCUUCAAAAGCGGUCGGUCAGUAAGGACAAGUCCCGGGGUUUCAGGCCGGGCUCAGGGUCUGUGACACAUUCUGAAGUGGGCAAAGAGCAGAGCCGUGAGGACCGAGAACACAUAAUGGAUAUGCAGGGAAAGAAGAAUGAGCAAACCAGUCAAAAAGUCACCCUAAUAGAGAAAAGAAUUGAAGAAGAAUGAUGAGACAACGAAAUACACAGAAAUGAAAUGACAAAUUAAACCAAACAGAAUUUCUCUUCAGAGUGAAGAACUUCCAGAUACUAAGGAAGGAAGGAGGGACCCGCUACUUUUUGUCCUUAUGAAAGAAUCUAGAAAAAUCAGAAGUGAGGUCUGAGUAGAAAAAUAAAUGUGGCCUUUUGACCUUCAUUAUUUUUAAA
Messenger RNA from Hyaena hyaena (striped hyena), 3959 nucleotides. It is a transcript of the gene AHI1, whose product is annotated as Abelson helper integration site 1. Gene Ontology annotation, cellular component: ciliary basal body. The coding region runs from base 196 to 3762 and encodes 1188 amino acids. The transcript has 26 exons. Gene Ontology annotation, biological process: motile cilium assembly. The record is from RefSeq and is a predicted model, not a curated record. NCBI's taxonomy places the organism in Eukaryota, Metazoa, Chordata, Mammalia, Carnivora, Hyaenidae. Gene Ontology annotation, molecular function: protein binding.